CAAAUUCUGAGCUGUCCAGUCAAUUACAUUCGAGAAGUAUUUUCAGAGUACAUUGUGGAUGCAGUAUAAGCGAUCGAAUAUCUCUACAUGAAAGUCUUGUCGUAAUAGCUACAGUAUAGUCUGUGGCAAGCACAAUUUAUUGGAGAACACAUUCUAAUCAAGUGCUAUUGGUGAAGGCACGUGUACAUGGGUAUUACGAUUGGCACCUGCCACUGAAUAGAACACUAAAUGAGCGCAAAACAGACGACCUGAUGCAAACGACCGUACCGGUUUUAUUAAUACUAUUUGUAACAAUUCGAUGAAACAGAGCAGUACAUCGAAAAAUACUACGUUUCAUUGCAUGAAAAUGACCUCGGAGGCUUCCUUGAGCGAUGUGCCAAUUGUAUCGAGACUGCAUAAUUUACGCUUAGGACACGAAGACGGUGAUGAAUCUCAGCAAAAUGUAAAUGUUGCUGCAUCUGGAGAAUCAUCUUCAGAACCUGUACGAAAUAUCCAACCCAUUGGCAAUGUUAUCAUUUCACGUGCUAGACGAGCGCUCAAUUUCGUUUGUGAUGAGGAUCAACCAACUUCGACAGCAAGAGCUGGAGAAUCUUCAUCUUCAAAUGGAGAUAAUAGACCUCCAACAAAUGUAGCGAAUACGCUGCAUUUGGAAGGAAGAUCUCAAGAUACUGUUGCCUUGGAAAGUACAUCUACAAAUGGACAAGCAACAAUAGCUUAUAAUUGGCAGGGUACAAAGGCUACAAUGCGUGAAAGAAUUGUUUUCCUUUUCAAUAAUGAAAUAUUGUCAGAUGUGAGCUUUAUAGUGGGAAGGGGAGCACAAAAACAACGUAUACCAGCUCAUAAACUAGUCCUAUCCUCUGGAAGUGCUGUUUUUGAUGCAAUGUUUAAUGGAACACUUGCAACAGCUUCUUCAGAAAUAGAAGUACCUGAUGUAGAACCUGCUGCUUUUUUGGCAGUGCUUCUUUUUUUAUAUACAGAUGAAAUACAAAUAGAUCCUGAAACUGUGAUGACAACAUUAUAUACAGCUAAGAAGUAUGCAGUGUCUGCUUUAGAGAAACACUGUGUAGAUUAUUUGAAAAACAAUUUAACCAGUGAUAAUGCUUUUCUGCUUUUAACGCAAGCUCGACUUUUUGAUGAACCACAACUGGCUGCAGUGUGUUUGGAUACUAUUGAUAGAUUUACCACGGAAGCUUUAAAUGCAGAUGGAUUUACAGAUAUUGAUAUAGAUACAUUAAAAAUUGUUCUGGAAAGAGAUACUCUUCGUGUUAGAGAAUCUAAAAUAUUUCAAGCAGUCCUAAGAUGGUCAGAAGCAGAAUGUAUAAGGCAUCGUUUACCAGUUACUCCAGAAAAUCAACGUCAUGUUUUGAGUAGUGCUUUUUCAUUGAUUCGUUUUCCUCUAAUGUCAAAGGAAGAAUUUACUGCUGGCCCAGCACAGUCUGGGCUUCUUAAAUAUUCAGAGGUGCUCUCUUUAUUUUCGUAUUUUAUACUAAAUCCAAAGCCAGUGGUAGGGUUUCAAACAAUGCCUCGUUGUUGCAUGACUGGUAAGGAACUGACUGUAUGCAGAUUUCAACAUACCAAAAGUAGAUGGGGAUAUAAUGGAACAAGUGACCGUAUAAGAUUUAGCGUUGACAGACGCAUAUUUCUUAUUGGCUAUGGAGUGUAUGGUGGCAUGCACGGACCAGCGAUAUACGAGACAUUAAUAGAAUUGAUACAUACUGCUUCUGGAAAAGUAAUUGCUUCAAAUUCGACAAGUUUUAGCUGUGAUGGUUCAAAGUAUACUUAUCGCUUAAUGUUCAAAGAGUUAGCUGAAAUUCUAUCAAAUACAAUUUACACUGCAUCAGUAACAUUAAGAGGCCCUUAUUCCCAUUAUGGUACUAAGGGUUUAAAAACAGUCAUAGUGGACACUGAUUCAGGAAAUGGAAAAAUCAAGUUUGAAUUUAGCAGUGAGACUGAAGAUAACAAUGGAACAUCUACUGAUGAAGGACAAAUUCCUGAGCUUAUAUUUUAUACUUAAUAACUCAUGUACAUAAC
Messenger RNA from Eufriesea mexicana, 2031 nucleotides. RefSeq names its product BTB/POZ domain-containing protein 1. Gene Ontology annotation, molecular function: protein binding. The record is from RefSeq and is a predicted model, not a curated record. The transcript is spliced from 8 exons. The coding region runs from base 299 to 2014 and encodes 571 amino acids. NCBI's taxonomy places the organism in Eukaryota, Metazoa, Arthropoda, Insecta, Hymenoptera, Apidae. Gene Ontology annotation, cellular component: cytosol; P-body. Gene Ontology annotation, biological process: neurogenesis.